This is a messenger RNA of Bipolaris victoriae FI3, 471 nucleotides long. RefSeq lists its product as hypothetical. The transcript has a single exon. The record is from RefSeq and is a predicted model, not a curated record. NCBI's taxonomy places the organism in Eukaryota, Fungi, Ascomycota, Dothideomycetes, Pleosporales, Pleosporaceae. Bases 1 to 471 code for a protein of 156 amino acids.
AUGACUCCCUCAUACACACGCAUCCCAAGCUUUUAUCGCCUCUUCUUCACCUAUCUCGACCCCCUCAUCUGCGUCUGGGGCGCGUCCAUGGACUUUUUUCUCCCCUCUCUCGUCCUUUCGUCACACAUUCCCUCGCCCCCAGUGCCAGACCAAGGACAUAUCAUGGUGCUGACGCAGCGCGGAGGCGGCAUGCUAAACUUUGGCAUCGUGUCUGCUGUGCUGCUGCGGUACACAGACGACGUCAACAUCUGGUCUAUUGUGCAGGUUGCUUGUAUAACAGUGGAUCUGGCAUAUUACUGGAGUGCAUGGCGUGUCCUGGGAGCCCAGGGCCGGUUGAGUCCCGGAGCAUGGCGGGCAGAGGACUGGGCAAGCCUGGGCAUCACGGCGUUUGCAGGCGCCGUCCGGGCCGCGUUUUUGAUGGGCGUGGGGCUCGAGAGGAGGGAGGGGGUCAAGGGUACCAAGGGGCAGUAG